This is a messenger RNA of Penicillium maclennaniae, 3399 nucleotides long. RefSeq names its product DNA-dependent ATPase RAD26. Gene Ontology annotation, molecular function: ATP-dependent chromatin remodeler activity; ATP binding. Bases 1 to 3399 code for a protein of 1132 amino acids. NCBI's taxonomy places the organism in Eukaryota, Fungi, Ascomycota, Eurotiomycetes, Eurotiales, Aspergillaceae. Gene Ontology annotation, biological process: transcription-coupled nucleotide-excision repair. Gene Ontology annotation, cellular component: nucleus. The record is from RefSeq and is a predicted model, not a curated record. The transcript is spliced from 3 exons.
AUGGCCACCAACGAUACCGAGGCCAGCCGUCUGCAGGAGCUUCAUGCAGUCGUGCGCGACCAAGAUGACUUAGAAAGAGAUAUCACCAGCAAGGCGGACCAAAUCAUCGCGGAAAAAGCCGAAGAAAACGACAUCAAACGCCUGGAGAAGGCCUUGAACGGAAAAGAGAAGAUUGACGCCCAAAUAAGAUCGGCACGCCACCGCCUGGCUCAGCACGUCGGAGCAGCGACCCGCCACAAGCUCGAAAAUGAGCUACACAAGCAGGAGCAGCGUCGAAAUGAAGCACAAAAUGACAUCCGAGAGAUCCAAAAGCGUAUCGAUGAUCGGCGCAAGGCCCAGGAGGCUGGGACCGGUCCCCAGGGCCCUGGUCGACAACUCAACGAGUCCCGCCGCGACUACCUUCUUCGGACGGGAAAGAUCACUCCAUUCGAUCUCGCGGCUGCCGGGACUCAGCACGGCGACCUCUCGACUCUCCAGGAUGCCCUGGACGAUGCAGAAGAUGAACAGAAGCUGGAGGAAGAGCGUGCACAGGCGCCGAACGAGCCCACUACGUCCCACCGCAACCUUGCGCGCCCCGGACUGGAUUUUGAAGAGGGCAGUGAGAGCAGCGUCACGGCAGGUACAACCAAGCGAAGGAAACUCGCCACAAGCCCUGAGCCCAUAAAAAUACGCAAAUCUAGUUCGCCCGAUGCCGACUCUUCUGCGAGCUUUGUUGCCUCCGAUGGCCCGAGUGCGGAAUCGGAAGAUGAUGACUUCAUGCCCGAUACCGAGGCCGGUAACACUGCUUGCAAGCGCAAGCAGACUAACACCGAGGCCGAGUUUGAAGAUCUUAGUGGUGUGGAUGACGGGAAUGAAAAGGUCUACCAGGAUCGCCUCCAAAAGUGGAUCAAAAAACGCAGCGCCGCCCGCAGACGCGCGAACCCGGGCACUAAAGAGGAAGACGAGGAGCAGGACGAAUGGCUCAAACCGCAUCCCACUGAACCAGACAUGGAGCUCGCAAAUGGACUCCGCAUUCCUGGAGAUAUCAGUCGAUAUCUGUUUGACUAUCAACGCACGGGCGUCCAGUGGCUCUGGGAAUUACACCAACAAAUGGUCGGUGGCAUCAUUGGAGACGAAAUGGGCCUUGGUAAGACAAUUCAGGCCAUCUCUUACCUUGCGUCUUUGCACCACAGCAAUCUUUACGACAAGCCCUCAAUAAUUGUAUGCCCCGCAACGCUCAUGGUGCAGUGGGUUAAUGAAUUCCACCGCUGGUGGCCAGCGUUCCGUGUUUCGAUCCUGCACACUUCUGGUAGCGGUAUGAUGAAUCUCAGCAAGGAGAGAAAUCGCGAGAGUCGACUGGCAUCGGAGAUGAUGGGCACCAGCUCUUCCCGCCAUAUGUCGGUCGGCCAAAAAGCUGCCAAGAGAAUCAUUAACCGCGUGACUGAUGCCGGCCACGUCUUGGUAACUACAUAUGCUGGCCUACAGUCGUACGCAGAUCUUCUAGUUGGCGUUGAUUGGGGAUGUGCUAUUCUUGACGAAGGUCACAAGAUUCGCAACCCCGAUGCUAGCAUCACAUUCAGUUGCAAAGAACUUCGAACUCAUCAUCGCAUCAUUCUAUCUGGAACUCCUAUGCAGAACAGCUUAGUUGAUCUAUGGUCUCUUUUUGAUUUUGUCUUCCCAAUGCGUCUCGGAACCCUGGUCUCCUUUAAGAACCAGUUCGAAAUCCCCAUUCGCCAAGGUGGAUACGCAUCCGCGUCAAAUCUUCAGGUACAGACUGCUGCAAAGUGUGCGGAGACUUUGAAAGACGCAAUCAGUCCUUACCUCCUUCAGCGCUACAAGGCCGAUGUCACCUCUGAUCUGCCCAAGAAGAGCGAGCAGGUGAUCUUCUGCAAACUCACCAAGUGGCAACGAACGGUAUACAAGAGGUUCCUUGGCUCGGACGACAUGCGCUCUAUAUGCAGAGGCAAAAGGAAUUCUCUGUUCGGAAUCGAUAUCCUUCGAAAGAUUUGCAACCAUCCGGAUCUCGUUGACCAUGCACUCCGAUCUCACGAGACCGAUUACGGCCAGGGUGAGCUGUCUGGCAAAAUGCUCGUUUUGAAGGGCCUUCUUGAGGUGUGGAGAGAUACAGGCCACAAAACUCUAUUGUUCGCACAGACUCGUCAGAUGUUAGACAUUAUUCAGAAGUUUCUUCUGAACCUUGGCGACUUCAACUUUCGUCGCAUGGAUGGAAAUACCGCGAUCAAAGACCGCCAAAACAUGGUGGAUGAAUUCAACACCAAUCCUGACAUUCACGUCUUCCUUCUUACCACCAGAGUUGGAGGUAUCGGGGUGAAUCUCACUGGGGCUGAUCGAGUCAUUAUUUACGACCCAGAUUGGAAUCCGUCGACUGACAUGCAAGCCCGUGAGCGCGCAUGGCGUCUUGGCCAAAAGCGCGAUGUCACCAUUUUCCGUCUCAUGACCAAGGGUACGAUUGAAGAGAAGAUCUAUCACCGCCAGAUAUUCAAGCAAUUCCUGACCAACAAGAUCACCAAAAACCCCCACCAACGAGAGGUUUUCCAACUUGGUGAUCUCUACGAUCUAUUCUCUCUGACUGAGGAAGACGACAAUGAGCUGGAAACAACUAGGCUCUUCAAAAAUGCCGAAGUGACCUACAAAGAAGAAGACCAGCCGACUCCCAAGAAAGGCAGCGCUGGUGGAAUGACCAAAUCCCUGCCUCCCAAGGCUGAAGACAUCAACACCGUCCCAGGAGUUGCCAACAUUGAAGAAUUCAAGAACAGCUCUGAAGAGGAAAAGGAAUCCCAAAACGCCGAACAACGUAUUAUGCACGGCAUCUUUGCGCGUUCCGGUGUUCACUCCGCCCUUGAACACGACCACAUCGUGGACGGUAGACGCGCAGUCCGAGCCGACGCCAAAGACAUUGAGCGCGCAGCCCGCCGCGUCGCCGACGAAGCAGCCGCAGAGCUUCGCAAAGCCGAGGAGACCGCGCGCACCGUGCCCAUCGGCCUUCCAACCUGGACUGGCCAGUACGGAGUCGGCGGACGUGACAAUCUGGGCGGUAGUUCCGCACGUCCCGCCCGAGCUGGCCCCUCCUCCGCCAACCUCCUCGCAAACCUCAAUCCUGCCGCUGCCCUCAACAAUGCCCUCCCCGCAGUCCCAGACCGCAUGCCCCGCGGCAAAGAAUUCAUCCCACUCAUCCGAGACUUUCUUCUCAAGCGCCUCGGUCCCGUGUGGAGCCAGGUGAUUGUUGACAAUUUCAACCACUUCUGCACAAAUCAGCAGCGCUCAGUUGAGUUUCAGGAAGCACUGAAGAAAGUGGCUAAGCUUGAGCGGGAUCGUGGUGGCCGUGGCAAAUGGGUUUUAAAGCCUGAGUACAUACCCUCUCCGCCAUCAGAGUCUGCGCGCAAUGUUCCGAGGAGAUGA